Hirsutella rhossiliensis is the source of this 1629-nucleotide messenger RNA. Its product is annotated as DEAD/DEAH box helicase domain-containing protein. Gene Ontology annotation, biological process: rRNA processing. The record is from RefSeq and is a predicted model, not a curated record. Gene Ontology annotation, cellular component: cytoplasm; nucleus; ribonucleoprotein complex. The transcript has 7 exons. Lineage: Eukaryota; Fungi; Ascomycota; Sordariomycetes; Hypocreales; Ophiocordycipitaceae. Gene Ontology annotation, molecular function: RNA helicase activity; RNA binding; ATP binding. The coding region runs from base 1 to 1629 and encodes 542 amino acids.
AUGUCCAACUACGGUGGUCGUGGAGGCGGCUACGGAGGCUCAGGCGGCUACGGUCGUGAUCGAGGCGACCGCGGGGACCGAGGCGGGUAUGGAGGCGGUUACGGCGGAGGCAACGGCUACGGCGGUGGCGGUGGCUACGGCGGCGGAGGAGGAUAUGGCGGCGGCGGCGGCGACCGCAUGAGCGGUCUUGGUGCUGGAUUGCAGAAGCAGUCAUGGGACUUCUCGUCUCUUCCCAAGUUCGAAAAAUCCUUCUACAAGGAGAGCCCCGAGGUGUCCGAGCGGUCCCCGGCUGAGGUGGAAGCUUUCCGCCGCAAACAACAGAUGACUAUUGCCGGCCAAGACGUGCCCAAGCCCGUCGAGACCUUUGACGAGGCUGGCUUCCCUCGCUAUGUCAUGGACGAGGUCAAGGCACAGGGCUUCCCAGCCCCGACUGCCAUCCAGUCGCAGGGCUGGCCCAUGGCUCUUUCCGGUCGCGACGUCGUCGGUAUUGCAGAGACCGGCUCUGGGAAGACGCUCACGUACUGCCUGCCUGCCAUCGUGCACAUCAACGCCCAGCCGCUCCUUGCACAAGGCGAUGGCCCGAUUGUGCUCGUGUUGGCUCCCACUCGCGAGCUUGCUGUCCAGAUUCAGCAGGAAAUCACCAAAUUUGGCCGCUCCUCCCGCAUUCGAAACACUUGCGUCUACGGAGGUGUCCCCAAGGGACCCCAGAUUCGUGAUCUGUCCCGAGGUGUUGAGGUCUGUAUUGCCACCCCAGGACGACUGAUCGACAUGCUCGAGGCUGGAAAGACCAAUCUUCGCCGCGUAACCUACCUUGUCCUCGACGAGGCCGAUCGCAUGUUGGACAUGGGCUUUGAGCCGCAGAUCCGAAAGAUCAUUGAGCAGAUUCGACCCGAUCGACAGACCCUCAUGUGGUCCGCCACCUGGCCCAAGGAAGUCCGAGCCCUUGCGUCGGAGUUCCUCAACGACUUCAUUCAGGUCAAUAUCGGAUCGAUGGACCUGUCGGCCAAUCACCGAAUCACGCAAAUUGUCGAGGUUGUCAGCGAGAACGAGAAGCGAGACCGCAUGAUCAAGCACCUUGAAAAGGUCAUGGACAACAAGGACAACAAAAUUCUCCUCUUUGUCGGCACCAAGCGUGUCGCUGAUGAGAUUACCCGUUUCCUCCGCCAAGACGGUUGGCCGGCGCUGUCCAUUCACGGAGACAAGCAGCAGAACGAACGUGACUGGGUUCUCGACCAGUUCAAGACUGGCAAGAGUCCCAUCAUGGUUGCCACUGAUGUGGCAUCCCGUGGCAUUGAUGUUCGCAACAUCACUCAUGUGUUGAACUACGAUUACCCCAAUAACUCGGAAGACUACAUUCACCGCAUCGGUCGAACUGGCCGUGCCGGAGCCAAUGGCACCGCCAUCACCUUCUUCACCACUGACAACCAGAAGCAGGCGCGCGACCUCGUCAAUGUGCUUCAGGAGGCCAAGCAGCAAAUCGAUCCUCGCCUUGCUGAGAUGACGCGAUAUGGCGGCGGCGGCGGCGGCGGUCGCGGCUGGGGUGGCUAUGGGCGUGGACGUGGCGGCGGUGGAGGCGGUAGAGGCGGCGUCAACGCCAAUAACAUGCCACUGGGCGGCCGAAGAUGGUAA